Molecule: messenger RNA, 3816 nt
Organism: Closterium sp. Naga37s-1
Lineage: Eukaryota; Viridiplantae; Streptophyta; Zygnematophyceae; Desmidiales; Closteriaceae
Source: the annotation of a GenBank genome assembly
AUGCCUCGAGCCUACCCGGGGCGGUACGCGGAGGCAGUGGUGGAGGGGUCGACGUCCAGCUGGCCGUGGCAGAGAUGGCGUGACGUGGCUGGAAUCCAAGCGCCCCAAAUUCCCCACCAGCAUGCCCUCGACCCGCCCUUCGAUCCCGCUCACCCCCUCGCGCGUCUCCCCACCAUCCGCCCCACAUUCCUCUCUCCUUCCUUCCUCCACGCCUCCUCCUCCUCCCCGUACCCACCCCGCACCACCGGCGCCAUCUCUCCAUCGCUCCCUCCGCAAAUCACAGCACGGGGCGCGGCGUGGGGGGCAGCCGCGGGGGCAGCGGCGGCGGGGGUGACGUCAGAGGCGGCGCUGGUGCUGGUGUCCCUCGCGCUGCUGCUCUCCCUCUGGAACAGACAGCUGCGCCGCUCCACCUCAGGUGCGCCCCCCCCUCCAGGUGGCCCCCCCUCGCCUCCAGGUAAGCCGCGGCUCCUUACUCAGCACACUCGCUCCCCUACACACCCCUCUCUUCCCCCUCUCUCCCCCCUCCCACCCCUUCUAUCCCCCCACCCAUCCCCAUCUAUCCCCCCACCCAUCCCCCUCUCUCCCCCCACCCACCCCUCCCUUCCCCACUCUCACCCCGCACACACUCGCCCUGCAGGGUCGUGCCAGCAGUACAGCUUGGACGAGGUGUCGCGGGCAACGGACUACUUUGCGGAGGAGAACAAGAUCGGCACGGGCGGGUUCGCCCACGUGUACCGCGGCACGUCGCCCUUCAACCCCGACUCGCUCUGGGCCGUCAAGCGCUGCACCGUGCCCACCGAACACUUCGGCAGAGUGGUGCGGGAGAUGUCGAACAAGAUCCACCCGAACCUGGUGCGGCUGAUAGGGUGCUGCAACGACUUCAACGAGGCCGAGGGCCGCCACGAGCAGAUCGUCAUCUGCGAGCUCAUGCCAGGCGGCAGCAUCCACGGCCGCUUCAGCCGAGAUUCGCGUGACCCGCUGACCCUGCAGCAGCGCCUGGACAUUCUGAUAGGAGUGGCCCGCGGGCUGGAAUUUCUGCACAGCUCUGGCAUCGUGCAUCGCGACAUCAAGCCCGCCAACAUCCUGCUGGAUAGCAACAUGCAGGCGAAGAUAUCAGCGUUUGGGGCGGUGCGCAUGGGGUAUGACGAGCACAUGGUGCAGUCCAUGGGCACGCAUGGCUACAUCGACCCCGCUUCCCGCGCCAACAGGAACGCUCGCCCCAGCGCCGACGUGUACAGUUUUGGAGUGGUGAUGCUGGAGAUGCUGACCGGGCGCAAGGCAGUGGAGUGGGACGGCAAUGCAGACAGCAACUUCAAGGGAUGGGUGGUGCAGUGUCUGUACGACCGCAACGUGGCUUUGAUCGGCGACCCGCAUCUCAAGGCGCCAGACAGCGUGGUGGUGCGCAUGGCGGACCUCGCCCUGCCGUGCCUUGCCAUGCCCCCCGACAGCCGCCCCUCCAUGGCACGCGUCAUCCAUGAUCUCGAGGCCGUGAAGCUCUUCAUUGCCUCGCAGUGGCCUGACCUCGUGCACUGCUCGCCUGAUGCUGCCCGCUCUGCCGAUGGGACCAGUGGGGAGUUGAGCUCUGGUGAAGCCGUGUCAGGUUCAACGACGACCACCACCAUUGCAAGAACAAACUCAAAUGUGGCAGCAGCGGAGCGGAGGGGCCCGCUGCUGUGCCAGCAGGUGAGUGUGGCGGAGGUGGUGCGAGCAACGGGCGGGUGGUCGGCGGAGAGGCGAAUCGGCAGCGGCGGGUUUGGCGACGUUUACCGCGGAGUGAGCCCCCUUGAUGGGUGCACGCCCUGGGCUGUCAAGCGCGCCAAAGUGCUCACCAACGACUUCCGACGCGAGAUCAACGAGAUGGCAUCGAAGCAUCAUCCGAACCUGGUGCGGCUGCUGGGGUUCUGCAUUGACGGCGAUACAGCGUCGGAGAACAUGGAGCAGAUUGCCAUCUAUGAGUUCAUGCCCAAUGGGGACCUCGAGAAGCGCCUGCACCCAGAGUGGUGUUGUAUACCUCCCUCCUUCUCAUAUCUGUCCCACUUUUCCCCCCAACCCACCCCCACACCCACACCUCCUCUGCUCAUGCCGCCGUGGCAUGUGGUGGUGGUCAGUUUCGGCAUAGUGAUGCUGGAGCUGCUGACAGGCCACAGAGUGGUGUUCAUUCUGGACGGGGGCGCCCCCAUGAACAUCAAGGAGUGGGUGGAGCAGCGCAUAGCCUCGGGGGAAAUCAGCGCCAUAGGUGACCCCUUCAUGCGCGCCCCGGACUCCCUCGUGCUCCGCAUGGCCCGGCUGGCCCUGCGCUGCACGGCUGCGCUGACAGCGGCGCGGCCGACAAUGGGCGAAGCGGCGACGGAGCUGGAGACUCUGAAGAAGGAGUUUUUCGGGCUGGAGAGUGGGCGCAUGGCGCAACGGGUGGAUGAGCAGAUGCAGUCGCUAAGGCUGACGCACAGGGAUUUGAGAGAGGAGCUGCAGAUGAUUGCGGGGAUUGAGUCGAGUGCCAGCUCGGCGACUGGGAGGAGGCUGUCGGGCGGGGUGAGGCGCGAGGAGGCGGAGACCCCCUGCUCAUUGUCCGCGCGCCCCCCGCGCGCCCACCGCGCAAGCAUGCCGCCGCCAGCGCCACUCGCAGGCGCUAGCGCGCCGCCCAGUGCCCGCGCGUGCACUUCCGCCCUCCGCCCCUCGUGCACGCGCUGGUAUCCGCGGAGCCACGCUCGGCCUUUCCCCACCGGGAGCAGGCCAACCCGUGCGGCGGAUUCAAGCGCGCAGCUGGCGCGUCACCGCUGCGCGCCACUGCGGGUGCUCGUGGGGAGAGAAAGAGCGUCUGCAGGACACGGCGCGGGGAGAAGCCUAGCAGGCGGAGAAAGCGCGGUCUGGGGGAGACCGAGCGGGAAAUGUGGCGGAAGAGUGGGGGAGCUAGUGCGGUGCCAGGCAACAGGGGGGGAUGCGGUUAGCAGGGGGGGUGGCGGGCGAGGCGGAGGGGGAGCGGGGGGAGCAGGAAGCGGCGGGUACAGGUCGCUGGAGGAGCUGGCUAACAGCGUGGAGGCUUGCUUCUUCGAGGUGUGUGUGAGCAACAGCGGGCGGCCAGCAGCGAUGGCACUGCACGACCUCGUGGCCGCUGCGGCUGACGCCUUCCUCGCCGGGCACUCGCUGCAGCGCCUGCUGCUGCAGCUGCAGUACGGGGGAGCAGAGGGGGAGGAGUUCAGGAUGAGCGAGGCGGGGUACAGGCUCACGUCCUCCGAGCAGCACUACCGCACACAGUGGAUCAAAACGGUGUACCUGACCAUGUACCGCCUGCACCUGCAGCAGCCUGGCGCCUCCUUCAUCCACAUGCCCGCCUCUCAGCAACGCCACGGCACCCCCAGCGGUAACAGCAGCAGCAGCAGCAGCAGCGGAGGCAGCAGUGUGAUGGAUGUGAGCCAUGCUGUGCCUGGCCUUGGCAUGUUCGAGGGCGCCAUGCCGCCUGCUUCCGAGCAGCCCGUGUCUGAUGCCUCUGGUAGCAGCAACGGAAGCGGUGGGGAUGGCAGUAGUGAAGAGAGCAGGAGUGGAAGCAGCAGCAGCAGCAGCAGUAUGGGAGCAUUGGAGGGGCUAUGGGAGGUGGUACAGGAGGAGCCAUGGCUGGGGAGCAUAGUGGACCGAGUCCUAGAGGGGCAGAGGACGGGUGAGGAGCAGAGCCUUGUGCACUUCGACCGCGCUCUCGCCACAGCAGGGGCAUCGGGAGGCGUGGCGGCAGAGCGGCGAGUGAUUGCACCGCAGUGGCUGCCCAUCAGCCAGCUGGUGUUGCUCACGUGUAAAGUGGCCAACGAGAGGCGCGGCCCGGUGUGA